Molecule: messenger RNA, 2832 nt
Organism: Penicillium brevicompactum
Lineage: Eukaryota; Fungi; Ascomycota; Eurotiomycetes; Eurotiales; Aspergillaceae
Exons: 5
Coding region: 1-2832 (943 amino acids)
Biological process (GO): IMP salvage; AMP metabolic process
Cellular component (GO): cytosol
Molecular function (GO): AMP deaminase activity
Source: RefSeq, a predicted model, not a curated record
AUGGGACCUCAACCCGAUCUUAGUUCCAGUCAAAAUGCCAACGCACCAUUCGAUGAAUCAGCCACCUCGUCUCCGGGCUUCCAAAGCCCGGCCGACACUCCCUCCCAGGAAAAGCCCAAUGCUUUAGACCGACCCGAGGACAUCCUGCCCAGAGACCGCCAGCAGAAGACCGCCACUUAUGACUAUGCUUAUGAGAAGUCCUUGAGUCACGCCGAGGCGAGACUCUUCUAUCAGCACCACCAGCUGGCUGCUCGUAAUACCGACACCGUCCCUCCGAGUCCAGUAGUACCUGCUCGUCCCGAGACCCAGCCUGAGGAACCUCCCACCGAUCACGCAGAUUCGAUGAAUACCUCCCACGGAGUCUCCGGCGAAGGAUCCACCCCCCAGCCGCAGGCGUCGCACUACCUAGAGGAGGAUGAAGAGGCGGCAAACGGCUCCGUCCAAAACCAGGCGGCGCUCCUGAGUGCCGUUCACGGGCAGGGACCAUACCAAGCGGCUUCGGAGGGACUGCAAAGCACCGGGUUGGGGAUCGGACAGGCCCAGGUUGCGAGUGGCUUCACAUCGAGUAGCGCGGCAGUGACCUCGGAGUUGAGCGCCAUCUACCGCAAGAUCAAGAAGCUCUUGGAUCGUCGAGCCCAAUACAUGGAGCUGUCCUUGCAGGGACCUGGGAACGAUCCCAGGGACCAGCCAGACUGGGAGAUCUACCCUCCCCCUCCAGAGCCUGCAUGGGAUGAUGGCAAAGAAUAUCAGCCAGGCAAUGCCGGAGGGCCGUCGGAUCUGAAUGGCAAAAAGAGGAAGAUGGGUCAAGAUAUCGGAGAAGACUUCGAUAUGGAUGAAUUGCUGCCUCUGCCAGCAGAAUCCUCUUGGACUUACAGGCUCGAUGGCAACAGUGUCUACCAGGUCUUUGAGUCAGAGGAGGCCGCCAACGAGCAGAAGCCCGUGGUUCAGAUCCCCUCGCUGCGGGAUUUCUACAUGGACUUGGAUGCCGUGGUGGAUGUGUCCACCGAUGGACCUGCCAAGAGCUUCGCAUUUAAGCGACUCUCAUACCUGGAAGGCAAGUUCCAGCUCUACACCCUAUUGAACGAGUAUCAGGAAAUGGCGGACAGCAAGAAGGUUCCCCACAGAGAUUUCUACAACGUCCGAAAAGUCGACACUCACGUUCAUCAUUCCGCUUGCAUGAAUCAGAAACACUUGCUUCGUUUCAUCAAGAGCAAGAUGAGAAAGUCGCCGGACGAGGUUGUUUUGUUCCGUGACGGCAAGCAUUUGACCUUGAAAGAGGUCUUUGAGAGUAUCAACCUUACUGCCUAUGACCUGAGCAUCGAUACAUUGGAUAUGCAUGCACACACGGAUUCGUUCCACCGUUUUGACAAAUUCAAUCUGAAGUAUAACCCAGUUGGGGAGUCUCGACUGCGUGAAAUCUUCCUCAAGACCGACAACUACAUCAAGGGCCGCUAUCUGGCAGAGAUUACCAAAGAGGUGAUCUCCGAUCUAGAAUCCAGCAAAUACCAGAUGGUGGAAUGGCGAAUCUCGAUCUAUGGCCGUUCUCUUCAGGAGUGGGACAAACUUGCAGCCUGGGUAGUCGACAACAAGCUCUUUUCACCGAACGUCCGCUGGUUGAUUCAAGUCCCUCGUCUCUACGACGUGUACAAGUCGAGUGGCAUGAUGGAGAAUUAUGAGCAAGUCAUUGCAAACGUCUUUCAGCCAUUGUUUGAAGUGACGAAGGAUCCCUCCAGCCAUCCUAAACUUCACAUUUUCCUCCAGCGAGUCGUUGGAUUUGACAGUGUAGAUGACGAAAGCAAGCCGGAGCGUCGACUGUACCGAAAGUACCCUAUUCCUCGCGAAUGGAACACCAAACAGAACCCACCUUAUACUUACUGGCUGUACUUCAUGUUCGCCAACAUCGCCUCUCUCAACAACUGGCGCAAGCGCCGAGGAUUCAACACCUUUGUUCUUCGGCCGCAUUGCGGAGAGGCCGGUGACCCAGACCAUUUGGCCGUCGGGUUCUUAUGCUGCCACAGCAUCAGUCACGGAAUCUUGCUGCGCAAGGUUCCACUGUUGCAGUAUCUCUACUAUCUGGAUCAGAUUGGCAUCGCCAUGUCCCCAUUAAGUAACAAUGCCUUAUUCCUGACAUAUGACAAGAAUCCAUGUGCAAGUUUCUUCAAGCGAGGACUCAACGUGUCUUUAUCCACCGAUGAUCCUUUGCAGUUUGCCUUCACUAAGGAGCCUCUGAUUGAGGAAUACUCUGUCGCAGCGCAAAUCUACAAGUUCAGCGCCGUCGACAUGUGUGAACUUGCCAAGCACUCUGUGGAUCAAAGUGGCUUCGAACACUCUCUCAAGGCUAGAUGGCUCGGCUCGGGCUGUUCCCUGCCAGGUGUUUCUGGCAACAAUGUUGCAAAGAGUAAUGUUCCAGACAUUCGCGAGGCCUUCCGACAUGAAACUUUGCUCGGAGAACUGUCCCUGAUCGAGCGAUAUUCUGAAAGCAAUGGGACCGAGGAGCAGGCGUCUUCAGCCGCGGUCCCGGUUUCUGCAAAGCAAACACUAGACAAGGCAGGAGACACAGGAUCUUCAAACGAUUCCACUGUGUCUUACCCGACUACUGAAACCCCUGCGGAUGGCUCGCAGGGUGAGAUUCGGAAGACAGCUCCUACUUCACCUUCUACUCCAUCAACAUUGUUGGCUCGGUCUCCCCAUGUUGCCACUGGCGAGUUUUCCUCUCCUGGCAACAACCCUGCUCUCGGAAACGAGGUCGGUGGAACGGGCGGAUUACCUGAGCAGAAGAUAUUCCCAGGCAUUGUUCAUGAGAGGGCUCGAAAGGGGAACAUGCAUCAAUAG